GAGAAAAAGUUUAGAAUCAAGUGUUGAAAGUAAAACAAUUAUAAACCACUUGACUCAGGGAAAGUUUGAUAAAAAUAGAUUAUGUGUGAGAGUAUUUAUUCUAAGUAAUUAGGAAGCGGAUAUAUUUACAUUUUGUACAAGGAAAUGAUACAUAUCCAAGCUAGCCAGUGUGAUGGUUGGACUAUUGAAUUAUAUUACAUUUCUAUUGGCAUUCCAUGUUACGUAUUCAGAGGACAAUUCCACAAUACUGUUUUGUAACGGAAUAAACGGUGGUUUCUGUUCAAAGGUUUUACAGCCAGUGGAACCUUUUAAUUCAAGUAAAGUGGCGAUUCUAGACAACAAACUCAGUUCGGUGACAUGUCCUCCAGAUGGCAUGAAACUUGUUCUGUUCGAAUGUACAUCUUGGGAUAGAUGUGACUGCAAUACAACCCUGGAAGUCUAUGAACAAUGUUUUGGUAAUAAGUUAUUUUGCAACGAACUAGUCACUUCAUAUAGUACAUUUACGUACAAAUGCAACAAAGAAUUGCAAUUAUAUUGUCCAUCUCAUACAAUCUCGACAUACAAAUCAACAUCGAGAAAGUCGUCGACAUCAACAACAACUAUUUCUUCGUCUGACCAUUUCAGGAAUACGACGAGUAAACAAACCUCCACGCAAACUUCUCAGUCAACAAAAACAAAGAUAUCCACGACAUUAACAACCAUAUCAAAAGAAUUAACAACGGUGUCAAAAGAAUCAUUACCUACACAUAUUCCUGAGCCAAAGUACCCAAAAGAAGAACAGAAGACAAAAGAUGCCGUGAAUGCAGUAGUGAUCUUUAGUAUUUUAUGCGUUGUUGGAGCUACUGAAUCUGUUUUUACAAAAAUAGAAGACGAAGAAGUAGCCAAAUACAGAAGGAACAUGGGAAUGAUAUGACUCCACCCAAUGGAACAUUCACAUACACUGACGAAAACCACGAGCAUGGAGGAAAUACAAAGAACAACACUCAUGAACUUCAGUGUCAACAGUCCUGUGAUUCUGGCGUUGUGUGCAAUGUAGAAAUAAAUCACUACGAAUAGAAUAUACAAACAUAAACUAUUUUAACAUGCCUUUUAAUCGUUACUUUAAUGUUAUAUCAAAGAAAAGUUUCAUUUUUGUUAAAUAAAAGUUAUUGCUUUACCUUUUGCUACAUCACAGUGUGCUAGUUUGCAUUUAAAAAAAAUCGGGUAAACACAUAAUGCUUUACGAAUAUUACGCAGCUUCCAGCAAAUUUAUGAUGAUUCUGAACAUAGUGUGGUUCAUUAAAAUCAAGAGUGCCAAAAGUCACAAAUGGUCCCACAAAUAAUACAAAUGGUCCCACAAAUAAAACAAAUGGUCCCACAAAUAAUACAAAUUCUCAAGCAACGAAAGACAAACUUUAUUUCCGAGAAUUGUCAAAGCAUAAAAAAAUGAUAUAUCUGAAAGUUAAUGAACUGAUCAGUAAAAUAGAACAGCAUCAAACUGAGCAGUCAACUAACUAAAUAUGAUGCAAAUAAUGGAUUCGUCGUUGGAACUAUUUCAAGAAACUGGAAGUUCUAAACUAUAAACGACAACUUUUCAAAAUGGACACUUUUUGAGGCACAAAAGUAAGCAUCUGUUUGUUGCUCUAAAAAGAACAUCAGAUGUCAACAUUUGUUAUAAUGAUCUUUCGUUUCUGCACGAAAUAUUUGCCUCUGUACUUCAUGCCAUCAACAGUCUGUCAACCCAAAUGAUCUUGUUACCCCUUGGGAUCUCUUCCAAAUCUCAUAAAUUCAACUUUUGUCUGUAUUUACCUUGAUACAGCAUUGUAUCUGACGACUACAUCGUCAAACAACAUAUCCGUUGUUGAAAAGAUACUAAUAAAAGAAAUUUAAGGAACUUGAUAAUGAUAUCUCAUGAUUAUACUCUUCAAACGCUGUCUACAAUCCCUAUUUUUGCCGAUUUAUAUCCAACAACAUACUGGAGAUAAAAAAAAAAACCUACAGAUACAGCUUCUUCCUUUACGACAUAGACCAACUCAUUAUUAGACCCUAUGACAAUCACAAAUGAAAUUUAUUUACUUCUUUAUGGGGAAAAAAACCAUCGCCAUUGCGGAUGUGAUGUAAAUUUGAAACAUACAACAUACAAAUACACGUACUAACUACUAAAUAACCAGACCUUCUAAAUUGUCUUCAAACGUCUGACCUGUAAGUUAAAAUGUUUAUGAGUCGUCUCUUUCCUUGAAAUAUCAUCGGAUGGCACAAAACAAAAUUCACAAAUAUUGUCUCGAAAGUGCAGAUGAGACAUAUUGAUCUUUAGUUUAGAUUUUUAAGGUAAUGCUGAUAAUUUAACAUAUUUUCUUGUAAAUAAAAUUAUUUAAGGUUUG
This is a messenger RNA of Mytilus californianus (California mussel), 2360 nucleotides long. RefSeq lists its product as uncharacterized. Lineage: Eukaryota; Metazoa; Mollusca; Bivalvia; Mytilida; Mytilidae. Bases 173 to 913 code for a protein of 246 amino acids. The record is from RefSeq and is a predicted model, not a curated record. The transcript has 4 exons.